Messenger RNA from Acanthosepion pharaonis, 489 nucleotides. Lineage: Eukaryota; Metazoa; Mollusca; Cephalopoda; Sepiida; Sepiidae. The record is from the annotation of a GenBank genome assembly.
AUGUAUUAUGUUUCAUACUUAUUUUAUUGUCGUUGUUUUUUCUUUCAUUUUUCUUUUUUGUUAAAUUUGCCUUUCAUAUCGUUUUUUUCCCUAAUUUUUUCUUUCGUUCAGUAUACUGUUUUAUUAGCCUCAUAUUUCUUCUACUCGCCUUUUACCCAUAUUUGGUGCCUGCCUGCUUGCAUCUCGCUAUCUGUGCCUGCCUGUGUCUCCAUCUUUGUGCGUGCGUGUGCAUCACUCUCUCUUUCUGUCCGUCUCUGUUUUUUCUGUCUCGCUCCCUCUCUCUAUAAGUUUGCAUUUCUCUUUCUCCGUGCCUUCUCUUUCUGUCUUUUCUGUCUGCAUUUCUGUUUUCUGCGUGUCUGCGUCUCCAUCCUCUCCGUUUCUCUGUAUUCUUCACGUUAUCUAUCUAUCUAUCUAUCUAUCUAUCUAUCUAUCUAUCUAUCUAUCUAUCUAUCUAUCUAUCACAGUAUACUCGUUAUCUAUCUAUCUUAG